Molecule: messenger RNA, 1256 nt
Organism: Callorhinchus milii (elephant shark)
Lineage: Eukaryota; Metazoa; Chordata; Chondrichthyes; Chimaeriformes; Callorhinchidae
Gene: arpp19a
Product: cAMP-regulated phosphoprotein 19a
Exons: 3
Coding region: 162-452 (96 amino acids)
Cellular component (GO): cytoplasm
Molecular function (GO): protein phosphatase inhibitor activity
Source: RefSeq, a predicted model, not a curated record
CUCCCUGAUCGGGGGGGGGGGGAGGGAGGGGGGAGACUCUGUAACGCGCAGCACUGCGUGUGGACUCAUCCUAAGAUUUUCUUCCGUAAUCCACUGAUCUCUCGUCCGGGAGUGCGUUUGUAUAUUGGUUCGGGAUCCGUUUUGCUUUGCAAACACUGGAAAUGGACGACAAAGUAAUCAGUCCUGAAAAAGUCGAGGAAGCAAAAUUGAAGUCUAGGUAUCCUAAUUUGGGACAGAAGCCGAGUGGAACAGAUUUUUUAAGGAAACGGCUGCAGAAGGGACAAAAGUACUUUGAUUCUGGAGAUUAUAACAUGGCUAAGGCUAAAAUCAAGAACAAGCAGAUACCAACUAGUGGAGCAGAAAAGAACAAAGUGACCGGGGAGCACAUUCCGACUCCACAGGAUCUGCCUCAGAGGAAACCUUCACUUGUUGCUAGCAAGCUGGCUGUCUGAUACCUCAUGUCGAAUGCACAGAACUCUUGUCAUUCCUCUUUCCUCUGUUAAUUCCUGUGUGUUUGCUUUCUUUCCUUGCACUACUGCAUCAACAUGACCGACAGCUUGGCAGAAUAUUUCAGUGCUGUGCUGUUACUGCACGAGAGUCCUGUAUGUAAAGACACUGGACUAGCCUGGGGUUUUCAUAAAUUUAAACCAUGCACUGAUGAAAUGAGUCUGUUGAAAGUAGGUAGUAGUGGGCUUCAAAUUUGAGUGAUAACUUUUCAGAUAAAUGUACAUAGUAACUUUAGAAGCAGUCCCCAUAAGUGUAAUGACAUUUUAAGUAUUUUACAUUUUUUACUGUACUUGUGUUCCCAGUUCACUUAAACUAGCAUCAAGUCAACAUUCUUCAACUGGAUUAGAUUAUGCAGCCUUCCCGUUCUGUUCUUUCCUUGCUUUAUUGUAUUGUGCAUUAAUCUGUUUAUUACAAGAAAUAACCCACACUGAUGUUAAUGGAAAAAAAGAUGCAUAGAGGAUGUGUGAAAUCUUUAGAUGCUGAUUCCUCAAUUAUUCUCAAAAUAAAUUGCUUUAAAUCUAUUUAAACUGUAGUAAUAAAUGGACAAUAUUUGUCCUCUCUGUAGCCCUCCUGGAUGUAGUACUUUCAUAUGCUUUAUAAUUGUGCCUAUUGCAGUUCUGAAAAUGGUAUUUACUUAUGAUUGGUAGGGUAGGGCCGUUAUGUAUAAAAGUCGUGAUUGAAGUGUGCAUGAGCAUAGACUGUGCAAUCACUUUGUGCCAUUUUUGUAAAUAAAAUAGUUUUGCACAAUG